Messenger RNA from Ixodes scapularis (black-legged tick), 529 nucleotides. RefSeq names its product protein phosphatase inhibitor 2-like. Gene Ontology annotation, molecular function: protein phosphatase inhibitor activity. The record is from RefSeq and is a predicted model, not a curated record. The transcript is spliced from 4 exons. NCBI's taxonomy places the organism in Eukaryota, Metazoa, Arthropoda, Arachnida, Ixodida, Ixodidae. Bases 49 to 483 code for a protein of 144 amino acids. Gene Ontology annotation, biological process: regulation of signal transduction.
CCAGUCCAUUGCUCGCAGUAGUAACCAGCUAAUUUCUGCCUCCUAAACAUGGCGGAGCAUUUAGCGAAGAAACCUGCCAAAGGAAUAUUAAAACCAUCCACCAGCUUCGAAUACACGGAAGGACGACGACAGAGCCACCAAAGCCUGAAGUUCGACGAGAUGAACGUCCUCCAAACGCUGCAUCCUCCGGGCAAGGACUACGGCCAUAUGAAGAUAGACGAGGCCAAGACGCCCUACAGCUACGACAUAGCGGACGACCGGCCGGCCGUUGACCCCGCCCUGCUGGCCGAGAGGAUCCAGAUGGGCAGCACAGUGCCUGCCAAGGCCCUCAAGACCCCGGACCCGAGUCAGGAUACGGACAAGGACAUGGAGGAGAGGAACAGGCAGUUCGAGCUACGAAGGAAACUUCAUUACAACGAGGGCAACGCACUCAAGAGAGGCAGCCAGAGGGUAGAAGACGACGACGAGGACGACGAUGACUAGGGCAGCCCAGCCCACUCCCCACUUCAACGCCAGCUUCCCCCGGUGC